AUGACCGUAGUAAAGAUUCAAAGUCAAAAAGAAUUGGACGAAAAGUUUGAUGACGGAUAUGUAAUUGUAGACUUUACGGCCACUUGGUGUCCCCCUUGUAAAUUUAUAGCACCAAUCUUUGAAAACCUUUCUAAAAUUCAUACACAUGUUAAAUUUUUUAAAGUCGAUGUUGAUGAGAGCAGUGAUAUCGCAGAAAAAUACCAUGUAACCUCCAUGCCGACUUUUAUCUUGUUUGACAAAGGCGAAGUGGUAGGCACCGUACUUGGUGCUUCUGAAGCUAAAAUAAAAGAUUUGCUUGAAAAAGCCCCAAAGACCUCAUAA
Molecule: messenger RNA, 321 nt
Organism: Entrophospora candida
Lineage: Eukaryota; Fungi; Glomeromycota; Glomeromycetes; Entrophosporales; Entrophosporaceae
Source: the annotation of a GenBank genome assembly